Messenger RNA from Aspergillus saccharolyticus JOP 1030-1, 1797 nucleotides. RefSeq lists its product as uncharacterized. Lineage: Eukaryota; Fungi; Ascomycota; Eurotiomycetes; Eurotiales; Aspergillaceae. Gene Ontology annotation, molecular function: manganese ion binding. Gene Ontology annotation, cellular component: cytoplasm. Gene Ontology annotation, biological process: glucose catabolic process. Bases 253 to 1704 code for a protein of 483 amino acids. The record is from RefSeq and is a predicted model, not a curated record. The transcript is spliced from 4 exons.
UUUUACUCCGGUCUCUCCACCUGUGUUUCCUCCUUCGCACCUUUUCUUCUUCUUGAUUAUUUCUUCCCAUCUUUUACUUCAAUUAUUAUUCUCCAUCCCAAAUUUUGAUUUGAAUAAGCCAUUGCUCUCAGAAUAUUUCUUUUCAAAGCAAUCAAUUAACACAUCAACUUAGUCGUCAUUGAUGGUUGGGGUGUCGCCGGCCCCGACUCCCGCAAGGACGGUGAUGCCAUUCUCGCCGCAGAGACUCCCUUCAUGUCCGGCUUCGCUGAAAAGGACUCCAAGACUGCCCAGGGUUACACCGAGCUCGAUGCCUCAUCCUUGGCUGUCGGUUUGCCCGAGGGCCUCAUGGGCAACAGUGAGGUCGGUCACUUGAACAUUGGUGCCGGUCGUGUUGUUUGGCAGGACAGUGUUCGCAUCGAUCAGACCCUUAAGAAGGGCGAGCUCAACAAGGUCGACAACGUUGUCGCCUCCUUCAAGCGGGCUAAGGAGGGCAAUGGCCGUCUGCACCUGUUGGGUCUGGUCUCCGACGGUGGUGUCCACUCCAAUAUCACUCACCUGGUUGGUCUGUUGAAGGUCGCCAAGGAGAUGGAGAUCCCCCACGUCUACAUCCACUUCUUCGGUGAUGGACGCGAUACCGAUCCCAAGAGUGCCGCCAAGUACAUGCAGCAGCUGCUUGACCAGACCAAGGAGAUUGGCAUCGGUGAAAUUGCUACCGUCGUUGGUCGCUACUGGGCCAUGGAUCGCGACAAGCGCUGGGACCGUGUUGAGGUCGCUAUGAAGGGUAUUGUCACCGGAGAGGGCGAGGACAGCGAGGAUCCCGUCAAAACCAUCAACGAGCGCUACGAGCAGAAGGAAACCGACGAGUUCCUCAAGCCUAUCAUUGUUGGUGGCAAGGACAGACGCGUGCAGGACAACGACACCUUAUUCUUCUUCAACUACCGCUCCGACCGUGUUCGUGAGAUCACCCAGCUGUUGGGUGACUACGACCGCUCCCCCAAAGCCGACUUCCCCUACCCUAAGGACAUCCAUAUCACCACCAUGACCCAGUACAAGACCGACUACACCUUCCCCGUUGCCUUUCCUCCCCAGCACAUGGGUAACGUUCUGGCCGAGUGGCUCAGCAAGAAGGACCUUAAGCAGUGCCACGUUGCCGAGACCGAGAAGUAUGCCCACGUCACCUUCUUCUUCAACGGUGGUAUCGAGAAGCAGUUCGAUGGUGAGGUGCGCGACAUGAUCCCCUCGCCCAAGGUUGCCACCUACGACCUUGACCCCAAGAUGAGUGCCAAGGAGGUUGGUGAGAAGAUGGCCGAGCGUCUUGGUGAGGGCAACUUCGAGUUCGUUAUGAACAACUUCGCUCCCCCCGACAUGGUCGGCCACACCGGUGUCUACGAAGCCGCCAUCGAGGGUGUUGCUGCCACUGAUAAGGCUAUUGGCGUCAUCUACGAGGCCUGCAAGAAGAACGGUUACGUUCUGUUCAUCACUGCUGACCACGGAAAUGCCGAGGAGAUGCUCAAUGAGAAGGGCACCCCUAAGACCUCCCACACCACUAACAAGGUUCCUUUCAUCAUGGCCAACGCCCCUGAGGGUUGGAGCCUUAACAAGGAGGACGGUGUCCUCGGAGAUGUUGCUCCCACUAUCCUGGCUGCCUUGGGCGUUGAGCAGCCUGAGGAGAUGUCUGGACGCAGUCUUUUGGUCAAGGCAUAGAUUUUGCGUAUAGAGUAUAGUUCAGGUUUCUAGAUACGGCGAUUUAUGAAGCGAUGAAUUUUAAUGGAGCGCCCAAAGGGCAUCAAAGUGAAC